AGCGGUGCCGGGCCGGGCCGGAGCACGCCGUACCCCCUGCACACCACCGUCACCCUCAUCAGCCUGGCAGGCUUGCUCAUGCUCUUCACCGUCUUCGGCAACGUCCUGGUUAUCAUCGCCGUCUUCACUAGCCGGGCGCUCAAGGCCCCCCAGAACCUCUUCCUGGUCUCCUUAGCCUCAGCUGACAUCCUGGUGGCCACGCUGGUCAUCCCCUUCUCCCUAGCAAAUGAGGUGAUGGGGUACUGGUACUUCGGCAAAGUUUGGUGUGAGAUCUACUUGGCCUUGGAUGUGCUUUUCUGCACCUCCUCCAUUGUGCACUUGUGUGCCAUCAGCCUGGACCGUUACUGGUCCAUCACGCAAGCCAUCGAGUACAACCUCAAGCGUACCCCGCGCCGCAUCAAGUGCAUCAUCUUCAUCGUCUGGGUCAUCUCGGCUGUCAUCUCCUUCCCGCCGCUCAUCUCCUUCGAGAAAAAGAGCGGGCAGCAGGCUGACCAGGGGGUGGCAGGGUGCAAGAUCAACGAUGAGAAGUGGUACAUCAUCUCUUCUAGCAUUGGCUCUUUCUUUGCCCCCUGCCUUAUCAUGAUCCUGGUCUACAUGCGCAUCUACCAAAUAGCCAAGAGGCGAACCAGGGUGCCACCGAACAAGCGGGCAGAGCGCCCUGAGAAGAGGCAGAACGGCUUGGCUGACAAGGAGGACCUUCCAGCCACAGCCCAGCUCAAUGGGGAGAAGACAGCAGGAGGUGGUGGUGUGCAGGAGGGAGAGGUCAAUGGCAUAGACAUGGAGGAGACCUCUUCCUCUGAGCACCAGGAGAACGACCAGUGUAAGAAGUCAGAGAAACCAUCGAGGGGAAAGACCAAGACUAAGCUGAGCCAGAUUAAGCCUGGGGACAGUUUGCCCAGGAAGGCAGAGGAGGAGAGGAACACCAAAGGGUCUCGGUGGAGGGGCAGGCAGAACCGGGAGAAGCGCUUCACCUUUGUGCUGGCGGUGGUGAUCGGGGUCUUUGUCAUCUGCUGGUUCCCCUUCUUCUUCACCUACACGCUGCUGGCUGUCUGCAAGAGCUGCUCCGUGCCCGACACCCUUUUCAAGUUCUUCUUCUGGUUCGGUUACUGCAAUAGCUCCUUGAACCCCGUCAUCUAUACCAUUUUCAACCACGACUUCAGACGGGCCUUCAAAAGGAUCCUCUGCAGGAUAGAGAGGAAAAGGAUUGUUUGA
Messenger RNA from Tauraco erythrolophus (red-crested turaco), 1212 nucleotides. It is a transcript of the gene ADRA2A, whose product is annotated as adrenoceptor alpha 2A. NCBI's taxonomy places the organism in Eukaryota, Metazoa, Chordata, Aves, Musophagiformes, Musophagidae. The record is from RefSeq and is a predicted model, not a curated record. Gene Ontology annotation, cellular component: plasma membrane. Gene Ontology annotation, molecular function: alpha2-adrenergic receptor activity; epinephrine binding. Gene Ontology annotation, biological process: G protein-coupled receptor signaling pathway.